Cylindrotheca closterium is the source of this 1020-nucleotide messenger RNA. The record is from the annotation of a GenBank genome assembly. Lineage: Eukaryota; Bacillariophyta; Bacillariophyceae; Bacillariales; Bacillariaceae.
AUGUCCAAGAAUACCAAAGCCGACAUUGAAAAGCAAAUGGCGACUCCUAACAAGAAACCAAAGAACAUCAAUACGGAUGUUUCACCUGCAAAGACUGCUCCGCUGACACCUACCUCCCCUCACCAUAUCACCAUUGAUGUCGAUCAAAGGCCACGAUCAGCCGGAGUCUUUGCGGUUGCCGCCGGCAUCAAAGGCAAGAUUCUAGUAGUCGGAGGAUUGGCCCUCAUUGGCGCACUUGCAUACUUUGGUCUCCAAUGGUUUGAAAGUACCGAACUGGAAGCCCAGAUUAAGAGACUUGAAGGCGAGGUGAACCGUCUUCACACGGAAAACAACAGAUACGAAGUAUUGAAUAAGGAACUCAAUAUCACUGUGGACGAACUCAAAGACAUUGGUGUUCAAAUCAAUGACACUGCAAAUGAACUCGAGGAGACAAACCAAGCACUUGGCUUUGAAGUUGCCGAGUUGGAAGCCCAAAACCAAAUCUUUGCCGGGCAAAAUGAAAGAUUAUCCAAGACCACCAGUGACUUGAAUCUCAUUUCGGGGUUCAUCAACGAAACGGCAGAUGCUGUGAAUGAUACUUUUGACCAGAUCAUGGCAUUGAUCGAGCAACAAAUUGUCCAAAAUUCCGUUGUCCUAAUGAAUACACUCCAGAACACCUUUAGGGAUAUAAAGGAUGGUUGGAACUGUGAUUACAGGGGUGUGUUUGUAGGAAGAGCCUAUGCCGUAAACAGCAUGGCAGCGAUCCCAUCUACCGAGUUCGAUGGCAUGAUGGACUACGUGUCUGAAAGAGUCCUUGACGAGCUUUGUUUGGACCGCACUGAUUUCACAAUGUUCCUGGGGCUCCCUGAAUACAGACCUUUGAAUACCAACAGACUGAAUGCUGCGGUUACAAUAUACACGGAACGCGCAAUUGAUUGGUACUUUCCCGAAGACAAUGAAACUGGAUUGACCCAAGAUGAUUGGUUUGCCGCAGACUUCAAGUGCAAGAACUUGAACGCAACCCAAAGGUACAGGUAUUAG